AUGGCUAAAGUUGUGGCAAAUCCAAGUGGUGUUUCUGAGUGCUGGAAAUAUUUUGGAGACAUGUUUCUUCAAAAAAGACAUAUUUUAGGAAAAUAUAAAUUUUGUAAGCUAUGCUUUGAGCAGGAGGAUAUGAUUUUAAAAGGAUUUGGCAAGUCCACAUCAACAGGCAAUUAUUUAAAUCAUUUACGUUCAGCACACAACAUUGACGCAAAAUCCGCUAACUACAAAAAAAAAUCCAUUAUGACGGAAAAUGCAUUGGGCACUACAAGCACAAAGACCGACAAGUUUCAAAAUGCUCGUCGCUUAGCGGAGAUGUGCUGUAUUGAUCUACUCCCGUUCACAGUAGUUGAACGCAGUGGAUUUCAAAAAUAUGCCAAACAUCUAAAUCCGAAAAUAUGUUUUCCAAGUGCAUACACUGUUUCAUCGACUGCAUUAAAUGAUGUAUAUAAUUUUUAUUUAGGAAAUAUUAAAGAUAUACUAAAUAAAUCACCAAAUUGUAUAUGUUUGGUAUUAGAUAUGUGGUCCGACAAACACAAGCAUUUGUCUUAUAUUAAUAUUAAAGUGCAUUAUUGCCAAAAUUUGAAAUUGGAGGUAAUAACACUAAAAACCGAAAUUUUCCCCCGACCACACACAGCAAAUGCCGUUGCAGAAAAAAUUGAGGAAUCUAUACAGGAAUUCAAUCUGAAUAAUAAAAAUAUAUGUUCUGUAACUGAUGGCGGAACAAAUAUUGUCGCAGCUUUAAAGUUAAAAAAAAUUCAACGAUUUGGUUGCUGCGCUCAUGCUUUACACCGUUUCAUCUCAAAUGACGUAUUAAAUAAUGAUGAAAUUAGAAGAUUACAAAACCUAGAAGAACAAGAUGGAUUGAUGCAAUUUAUUCUACAAGCUCAAAUAAUUCUAGAAGAACAGGAAAAAAUUGAGCAAUAUGAAUGUGGCGACGACGAUUUCUUCGAAAAAUCCAUCACAGUUCCAAAUCUUUCGACAUUAAAAAACUCUGUGCCUACAAGAUGGAAUUCACUUUUGGUAAUGCUCAAUAGUUUUGAACAAAAUAUCGAUAUGAUAAAUAUUGCUAUUUUGAAGCUCAAAAAAGAAAAUUUAAUAAUUCCAGAAAUGGAAAAGGAGAUUAUUAAAGAAGUAGUGAUAUUUUUAAAAAUAUUUGAAAAAGCCACUCAAUACCUGCAAGGCCAAAAAUACCCAACUAUAUCCAGAUGUAUAUAUUUUUACGAACAAAUAAUGAUUUUACUUGAAAAGGCCCAAGAAGAAUCCUGCUUCGAAUUGACAAUAAAAUUGUGCCAAUUUUCAGUAUAA
This is a messenger RNA of Calliphora vicina (urban bluebottle blowfly), 1305 nucleotides long. RefSeq lists its product as uncharacterized. Bases 1 to 1305 code for a protein of 434 amino acids. Gene Ontology annotation, cellular component: nucleus. The record is from RefSeq and is a predicted model, not a curated record. The transcript is spliced from 2 exons. Lineage: Eukaryota; Metazoa; Arthropoda; Insecta; Diptera; Calliphoridae. Gene Ontology annotation, biological process: regulation of transcription by RNA polymerase II.